This is a messenger RNA of Pyrus x bretschneideri (Chinese white pear), 2690 nucleotides long. RefSeq names its product transcription factor GTE4. Gene Ontology annotation, molecular function: protein binding. NCBI's taxonomy places the organism in Eukaryota, Viridiplantae, Streptophyta, Magnoliopsida, Rosales, Rosaceae. The record is from RefSeq and is a predicted model, not a curated record.
AAGGGAAAAACGGGAAUUAGGGUUUUGGGAGGUACAUGUAUGGCUUCGGGGCCUACAGUAGGAGAAGGUGAUGGAGCCAGAGAGAAACAGAGGUUCACGGAGAGCAAGGUCUAUACUCGAAAAGCUUUCAAAGGCCUCAAGAAGAACAACAUCGUCAACACCACCGCCAACACCGACGCAAACACAAAUACCAACGCAACCGCCACAACCACCACCGCCUUAGCUGCCCCCUCCGCCCCCGCCCCCGCCCCUGCCUCUGCCGCUAUCCCAACCACCACCAGCGGCAACAUCAACGGGAUCGACAACAGUAUCAACGGGAAGGACAGCAGCAUUAGUGAGAAGAACAACAGCAUCAACGAGAACGAGAAGGACAACAACAUCAAAGAGAACCAGAAGGACAGCAACCACAACCAGAAACAGAAGGACAACAGCAACAACGAAAACGAGAAGGACAGAAAGAGUCAGAACAAGGAUAACGGGAAUGAUGAGAAUUCCACUCGGCCUCCGGCUCAGACUAUUCUGUCUGAGGAUGGAAAUUCCACUCAGCCGCUCAUUUCACAGUCUGGUGCUGCUGCCUCUGAUGACUCCUUGAGCCUGAACCGGCAAGAACCUGCGGCGACAGCAGCAGAGGCAGUGGUUGAGGCAACUAUUGAGCGGGAAAGUCGGAAUUCACCUGAAGAGAAUGGGGUGGUCAAGCCGGCUUUGGAUAGCCGAACUAAGAUUAAUUUGGCUUCAAGGUCGAAGCAGGAGAAGCGGGAGCUUCGAAGGAAGCUUGAGAGUGAGCUCGAUUUGGUGCGGAGUUUGGUGAAGAGAAUUGAGGCUAAACAGGGGCAGAUUGGUGGGUUUAGUCACUCCCAUGUUUCAGUGAAUGAUGGGGCGAAUAGUGCAGGUGGAGGGCUGAGGCUGGUUCACUCUGAGGUUGCUUCUGUAGGUGUUCCUCGAGAGGCUACCAGGCCUUUGCAUCAGCUGAGUAUAUCCGUGUUGGAGAAUAGUCAGGGAAUGAGUGAUAUUGUGGAGAAAGAGAAGAACCCCAAGGCGAACCAGUUCUAUCGUAAUUCUGAGUUUUUGCUUGCCAAGGAUAAGAUUCCACCUGCUGAGAGUAACAAGAAGUCGAAAUCGAAUGGGAAGAGACAUGGUGGAGGAGAAUUGUGGCAAGGGUUCGGUGGGAUGGGAAGCAAGUUUUUCAAGAGUUGCAGUUCUUUGCUUGAGAAAUUGAUGAAGCACAAGCAUGGUUGGGUGUUUAAUGAACCUGUUGAUGCUGCCAAGCUUGGUUUGCACGAUUAUCAUAUCAUUAUCAAGCAUCCAAUGGACUUGGGUACCAUCAAGUCGAGGCUGAACAAGAAUUGGUACAAGUCUCCGAAAGAAUUUGCGGAGGAUGUGAGACUUACAUUUCACAAUGCCAUGACCUAUAACCCCCCAGGGCAGGAUGUUCAUGUAAUGGCAGAGCAGUUAUCCAGAAUAUUUGAGGACAGGUGGGCCAUCAUAGAGUCAGAUUACAAUCGUGAGCUGAGGUUUGGAUAUGAUUAUGGGGUUAAUCUUCCAACUCCUACACCAAGAAAGGCACCUCCACUGCUACCACCUCAUCUUGAUAUGCGAAGGAUUUUGGACAGGUCUGAGUCCAUUUCUCGUCACGCUGAUCCGAAGCCUAAAUCCAUGACUAUUACUCCUAGGACCCCCGCUCCUAAGAAGCCUAAAGCUAAAGAUCCUCAUAAAAGGGACAUGACUUAUGAAGAAAAGCAAAAGCUCAGCACACAACUCCAGAGUUUACCUUCAGAGAAGCUGGAUGCCAUUAUACAGAUUAUAAAGAGGAGGAAUUCGGCACUUUUCCAUCAUGAUGAUGAAAUUGAAGUGGACAUAGAUAGCGUUGAUACCGAGACCCUGUGGGAGCUGGACAGGUUUGUAACCAAUUACAAGAAGAGUUUGAGCAAACACAAGCGAAAAGCUGAAAUGCAAGCCAGAGCAGAAGCUGAGCAGAAUGUCCAGCAGCAGACCCAGGCCCCAGUUGCAGCAGAGGUUUUGAAACAACCCAAGACAGAUGGAAGGAUUAUUUCCUCUUCAACACCCAUUCAAGGGGAUAACCAGGGUGAUAAUAGAAGUAGGUCGAGUAGUUCAAGCAGCUCUAGCAGUGAUUCUGGAUCUUCCUCAAGUGACUCAGAUAGUGAUAGUUCGUCAGCAUCUGGAUCAGAUGCAGGUUCGCCUAGGACUUAACUAUUUUCUUUUGAGAUCUCUGAAAAUUAGGGUAGAUGGUGAUUGGAAGCUUUUCAGACAAAUUUUCGAAUUGAAUCUGCGAUUGGUGUAUAGUGGAAAUUUUCUCCAAGGCCUCCAACCAUCGUGCAAGUAUAGAAUGGGGUUCUCUUCUCUCUCAUCCGUUGGUCUUGUUAGAAUUUGUAUAAUAUUGGUAGAAUGUGGUGAUAAAUAGAUACAGUUGGGUCUGUUUUGCAUAGCACAUGUACAUUGCUAAGUACUGCGAGUCUGCGACCCGUCUAAAUUUGGAUGACUUGUUUUUUGGUUUGGUGCUGACAGAUUGAGGAUGCUUUGGUGGAUACAAAAUUAGAUAGCCUGUAAACCAACUUCAUUCAUAUGAAUUCUCUUGUAUUCCCAUGAGAUUGCUAUGUUUGGUAGAUUUGUAUGCACUUUGCAGUUGUAGAAUCUCACCAAUAUCAGGAGUAAGACUCCGAAUAACUGCUACA